UUGCAGUUAGGGAAAGGACGGUGAACUCAUGACUGCGGUAUCAGAAAUUCACAGGAAUCUGAUUUCCAGGCACACCAGAAGAGCGUGUUUAGGUCGUCACCUAAACCAUAUAAUCCCUCAGUAUUCCGCUUUUCUCAUGGUAAAUAGACACUGCACUUUCGUCUCCUUUUCAUAUAAAUCUCUGCUUUCUAGGACACCAUGGAUCAUAUUAUAUUUGAAGACCCUUCGCAACGCGUAUCACGUGCUAAGAAAGUUUGCUCUAACCCUUCUGUACCCCUUGCCAGGCGUGAUGGUGCGAUUGAGCAAGCACCGGGACAAAUUAAUCCUCAUUUUAGUCAUACUGGCAUUUUUGAUAUUCAAUUCAAUAGCAAUGAGCCAGUUUCUUUAUACGAUAUGUUCUCGUUAUGUGGGGACGAUAAAUCAGGAAACGAGGAUCAAUCAAACGGUUCUUCGAAAGCUCUAUCUUUACAGCCUAACACUCAGCAGGAGAGGUCUACUCCUGUCCCUCACAAACCAGAAGACGAUAUUAUCCUAAUUGAUCCAGCAAUUCUCGAGGGAGAGAAAAUAAAUGAAGAUAAACUGAGCAAGAACGAUGCGCCAGAUUGCUCUGGCUCUCCUGCGUAUCCCAUAUCACCUAAAUUACUCACGCUACAUGGACAUGCUCAAAAUAUUGAGGGUCUAGGACACGCUUCAGCAUCUUUUAAUGUGCUUCAAACCGUAGUAGAAGCACCACAGUUCUCAUCCAAAAGGCCAUCAAGCAAUGCAAUAAAUGCAGAACCACCCUGCAAGCAAACGGCGUCACUCUAUGAACGUCUCGAAUUCUUUUCUUGGCUGUUCCAAUACGGACUAUCAGAGUCACUCUCUGCAGCUAGCGCAGAGCUUCCCUUCACACAAGCCAAGACUGCAGAUAAGUCGCCGGAAUCCCUUUGCUUACAGCGCCGGCGACUCCCGCCAACUCCCAAUCGCAGACGUGCUACUUCAAUCAGGUCCAGAAAGGGCAAAGCAUGGGAACCCGAUGAAAUUGAGCUUCUUAUAAAAUUGAAGGAAGAUGGCUUGUCAUGGUCUGUGAUCACGAAGAGGUUCCAAAAACGAUUUCCCAGGAGAUCUCGAGGCUCUAUUCAGGUAUAUUGGAGCACGAACUUGAAAUAUUUACAUUAA
Molecule: messenger RNA, 1158 nt
Organism: Talaromyces stipitatus ATCC 10500
Lineage: Eukaryota; Fungi; Ascomycota; Eurotiomycetes; Eurotiales; Trichocomaceae
Exons: 3
Coding region: 199-1158 (319 amino acids)
Source: RefSeq, a predicted model, not a curated record